This is a messenger RNA of Panonychus citri (citrus red mite), 4101 nucleotides long. RefSeq names its product chaoptin-like. The transcript has 5 exons. The record is from RefSeq and is a predicted model, not a curated record. Gene Ontology annotation, molecular function: protein binding. The coding region runs from base 2741 to 3745 and encodes 334 amino acids. NCBI's taxonomy places the organism in Eukaryota, Metazoa, Arthropoda, Arachnida, Trombidiformes, Tetranychidae.
UAAUCAGUCAGUCGUUAAUUGGUUAUGAUUAACACUCUCCUUUAACAGUCAUUGAACAAUUGAAACAAUUUAAAUCCUGAAUAGUUAUUGAUUAACUUUCACUUGGACAAUUAGUAUUUCCAAUUGAUUGAUCAUCUAAAUAACCAAUAAAUUCAAACUUUAAAGUAUUGAAAAUGUUUCUCAAUCCUGAUUCCGGAUCAUUUAUCUCAUCACCACAGUCACAAUUAACUAAUCCAGUUGAUGGAAUUAAAUUUCUGUGUCUCUUUUCAUUGAUUUGUUUUGGUCGCAGACACAAAGGUAUUUAUUUAACUGGAUCGGGAUUCUGUUCAGGUUACAAUCACACUAAUGAUUUACAGAGUUUCAUCUGUUCCGAUAAUUUCGAUACUUCAAUUUUUGGUGAUUCUCAGCUUCACACUUUGGCGAUUAUCGGUUCUAAUCUGUCUCUUGAUGAAAGGGAUUUGUGUCCAGUUAAUUACAAACAUUUAAUUCUCAAAGGAUUAACACUGACCAAGAGUUUCAGAGAUUGGAGUUAUUUAUUAAAUUGUAAACGUGAACAUGAAUCAGUGACAAUAUUUAAUUGUAAGAAUAUCAACAAAUGGGAAUGGAGCCGUUUACCUUUCAAUCAUCUUCACAUUGAGAGAACUGAUUUAUCCAAUGGUGAAGAUCUCCCUGGUCCCAAUUUACCACCACAAUUAAAGACAUUAUCAUAUGUCUCAUGUUUAAUCAAAUCGAUUCCUAAAGAUCAUUUUGUCACCUUGUAUUCGUUGAGGAUGUUAGUGCUUUCACGAAAUUCCCUGAAAGAGUUGAACAUGAACUCGUUCCCUGCCGAUGGAAAUCAUAAAUUGUGGCUUUUGGAUUUGAGUUACAAUCAAAUUGCUCAUAUUGAUUCAUCAUUAACUGUUGUCUUACCAAAUCUUGUCGAGAUUAAUUUGAAAUCUAAUCAUCUUCAAACUAUUGACCAGUCCUUGUUUUCUGUGGUUUGGUUUCCUAUCAGGAUACUUGAUGUUACAGUUAAUCCAUUGAUUUGUAAUCGUUUAUGCUGGACGAUCGAUACAAGGAGUCAUCCAAUAUAUUUUGAUGAUGCUAAAUGUUAUACAGAAAAUGAUGAGUGGGUAACUGUUGGAGCCAUGGGAUUAGUGAGAAAGUCAACUAUCGAUUGUUAAUCCAUGAUAAACAUGACAGUUUCAUGGAAAGAGAAAAUUGAUUCAAUCAAGAAAAUGGAGGAAAAACUAUCGAAAAGUAUGAAUACAAAGUGGAUAAUACAAGAAUCUUUUAGUUCUAGAAAGAUUCAAAGCAACAACGAAAUCGAAACUCAAUAUCAACUUGAUCAGAACUUUCCCUGGAACGGAAUUCGCUGUAAGAAUAAUAUUCAAAGAUGAAUUAUUAACAUUACUGAUAAUUAAUAUCAAGUAAUUUGAACUGAAAUUGUGUCUAUUUAUAAUGUGACCUUUAAUCGAGUACCGAAAUGAUUACUCGAAGUUGUAAUAAUCAUUUACUAUUCAGAUCAGUGAUUUUGAUUAUCAAAUCAGGAAGAGAAACCUUGAAUUGUCAUGAUAAUUAACUUUUCUAGAUGAUCAAUGUUAAUUACUCACCAUUGGACUCUCAAUCUGCGAUAAUUUAUUGUCAACACCGCAAUUGAUUACAAUUAAUUUUUGAUCAGUUUGUCUUAAUAAUCCCACAAUUAAAAUCACAAUUGAUGAGUAAUUUCUUGUAACCUGGCAAAAUAUUAAUCCUUUCAGCUACUAACGACAGGUUAUAUAAUCAAAUCAACAAUUAAUUCUGAUAUAAAUCAUCAAAUCAGUGUUUUGAUUAAUAAUUAACAUGAGAGAGAGAAAGAGAAAUGAUUAUCGCUCCACAGAAUUAGUUAAUCAAGAAAGUAGGAGAUUAAAUGAUUAAAAUAAUCUCAAGAAACUCGAGUGGUGAUAAUGAAAUACUUACGAAUCAAAUCAAUUUGAUUGGGAUGAAUUAAUCACUAAUUGUAUAUUGUACAAUUUAGAUGGUUACAAUUAAGAAAACAUUGAAUAUUUUGUGACAACAGGAUCAAUAUAUCAAUGAGUUGAAAGUUAAUUCUAGUAAAAUUGAACAAAUUGAUUCGAUUUUGCUAAAUUAUGAGCAUUAAUUAAUCGACAAUUUUAACUGUUUAGUUAAUCAGGUAAAGGAACGAUAAAAAGUCAAGUUGAUUUAGGUUAAUCUAUUAACAACAAUAGUAAUUAGUUUAUAUGAAGGUGAACACAACAUCUAAACGAUUACUGUUCAAUGAUUACAAUUAACUAAUCAAUAUUUCUAAUUAUCCACCCUGGUGAUUUAAGAUUUUCAGAAGCAUCUUCUCAUAAUCUUAACUGUCUAAUAAGUGAUUAACAUUAUGAUUAAAUCUAAUUAGUUCAUUGGUUCUCAAAGAGUUUAUAUUCCCCCAUCAUGAGAUGAAAAAGUUUCUCAGAUCAUUUCAUUAAAUUCACUGUUCAAUUGUAUAUCUAAACUGUUUGUCUAUUAAUUGAUUGAUGUAAUUGUAAAGAAAAAGUCAUAAGAAAUUAUCUUAAUUACUAUUAAAUUGCUUCUUUACCGCUAAUAACAAUUCUCACUUUAAUAACAAUCAACAUGAAUUUACAACAAGGUUCCUCUUGUGUUACAUCCCAUUGACGACAUUUAUUGUUUAUUAUUGUUUUUUUUUCUGUGAUUCUGGUUAAUCAUAAUGUGAUUGUUCAUCUAAUUGUUUAUUUCUAACAACAAUUGGAACUAAAUCAUGAUAAGAUCAGAUCAGAAAAUCGUUUGUCUCUUCUCGAUACUUUGCUUUGGUAAAAUACGAGAAACACCAUUUCUUGGUAACGAUUGUCAAGCUUAUCACUUUAUCCGAGAUGUCAUCAGUGUCCAUUGUGAAAAUGAAUAUACACUCAAAGUGCCAUUCUCAGUUCGUGAUAUUCACACGUUGUAUUUAGUUGGAGUUCAUCAGGAAUCAUUUCAUCUUCAAUUGGUUGACAUUUCAUUUAGACAUUUGAUUAUAAGAGAUUGGGACAUGACCGAUUAUUAUAAUGAUAUAAAUAAAAUAGUGUUCACUUUGAAUCGACAUCAAUCAUUUACUGCUUCAUAUGUUCAAAAUUUACAAGCCUGGAGAUGGAGUGAUUAUGAAUUUGAACAGAUUCACAUUGAAAAAUCGUCCAUUACAAAAAUUGGAAGCCAAAGAUUAAGUGAUCUAAUUGCUAAACGAUUAUUUUCCUGGAAAAUGGUUGAACUUUAUAUUAUCGAUUGUCAAUUACUCUCAAUUGAUCCAAAUGUCUUCUCAGAUACACCUUACCUGAGGACACUUACUCUAAGUCACAAUACCCUGAGCAGUAUUCAAAGUGACAGUUUUCCGUAUCAACUUCAUCAUCUUUGGCUUCUCGAUUUAAGUUACAAUAAUUUAAACCACUUGAAUUCAGAUCUUUUCAAUAAAUUACCUGCACUGGUUGAGCUUAAUUUAAAUCACAAUCAGUUAACUGAAUUAUCUCAUGAUCUAAUCAAACCAGUCUGGUUCCAAUUGAAUUUAAUUCAUCUUCAAGAAAACCGGUUAAAUUGCAGAAAAUUGUGUUGGUCAUUAAAAACAGAAUCAUUUCCGCAUCCGAUUGCUUUUGAUCAAACAAAAUGUUCAAACGAUUAUCUGAAAAAUCUGGUUAUCGGAACGAUGAACAUCAUGUUCCCCAUUUGUUUAUACCCUUGGAAUUUACAUCGGUUGAACAGUUUACCGAAAUUAACUAAUCAAACAUCAUCAUGAACAAUUUACUCUUCAAACAAUUUAUAUAUAUCACGAUUAACGAUUGAGUGAGAAAACUAAUUACCGUCAAUUGUAUUUGAGAAUCAAGAAUCUUGGGAAAUUAACUGAGUUUCAAUCGGAAUUACAAUUUAAACUCUAAAAAUGAUAAUAAAUUGAUUGUGAUUCUGUGAAACAAACUAAUUGAUUUUAAUUAUGUGUUUACAUGCUUAUUGGAUUAAUUGUUGUGAUCAAGUUAACCAACUUUUCCGGUAUACAAAUCAAUUUAUAGAAUAGAAAUCGUUUUGUUAAAUUGUAAUGAUUAAUUUUAUAUCUUUUUGAUUUACACCAAUUUGUUUACAAUUUUCCGAAUUAUAAAU